AUGUCAUGGAGGAAAGGACAGAAACAGCUGUGGACAGAGCCAGCAUGGCAAGAAGAGAAGUGGGCAAAAGAUGGAUGGGCUCGCAAGAACCGGAAGAAGGAGGAGCCGAAGGAGAAACCCGUUUUUUACGGGUACGACGGAAAACCUGUCCAUCGAGAUGGUGGAUCUGGGCGGCCCUCAUCGCAAUCUACCUCCAAACAGGAGAUGAGUGUUACCGAGGAGAAUACCAAGCUCAAGGCUACCAUACGGUUCCUUGCCCAGAAGGUCGCAGCUACAGACGAAGUGCCAGAGGAUGCGCAAGACUACCUCAAGGAAGAUCCUCGGGAAGCCCUGAAAGCCCGCCAAAGAGAGCUCAAUCAGGAGAGGAAAGUCCUGAAUCGGACAGCCAAGCUCAAAGACGACAUCCGAAAGAAAGAAGAGAAGUUCAGGACCUGGAAAGAGGACAUCGAGGCCGGGGUAAAGUCAGAGACGCAACGUGUCAACUCGACACUUGCAGAGCUCCAAGAGGCUUUGAAGGCCGCAGAAAAUGGGGAAGUCAUCCAUCUCGAAGACGACGAGUCGAAAGAACAGAUCCCCGAGACAAUGCGGCAAGAGGUGGAAGCCCUACGUGCUGGCUAUGGACAAAUGGAGUCCUAUUUGUGCCAGAUGGAGGCUCGAAAUCAACAAAUGGCUGCCCAAAUGCAGACCAUGAUGGAAACCUUUCAGACUAUGGGGAAGUCCAGGUCGCGGUCUCCUAUCCGUGUGAAGACCGAGGAGAUGGAGGAAGAGAUCUCUUCGGCCGAGAUCAAAGCCCGGCUCAGCAUGGUCCCAGAGGCAGUGCAAAUGUGUGCGCUCCAGCGGAUGCAAGACAAUCCAAGCCAGUUCAAAACCGGGCCGCAAGUAGAGGAGCUAAUAGCACAAGCACUGGAAGAGUUCAAAGAGGCCCAGAUAAAGCCAAUUGUGGCUUUGGUGCCAGAUGCAGAGACAAGCCAAGCGCUCAAGCCAUUUGGGAAAUCUGCUGCGUUGAAAGAAUCAGAGAGAGCUGCACCUUAUCCAAAUGGCCUCCCGGUGGUCUCUACGCCAAGGAGGAGCGAGACUCGGCUCCAUGGAAUGUCUUAG
Molecule: messenger RNA, 1098 nt
Organism: Durusdinium trenchii
Lineage: Eukaryota; Dinophyceae; Suessiales; Symbiodiniaceae
Source: the annotation of a GenBank genome assembly